UAGUUCCUUAGUUUCCGCCUACUCAAACAUACCUAUAUUUAUUGCUCUUCACUGUAGUACAACAACAUAUACACGCAACAUGGCAUCAUUAUGGUUCACUCUCACGGUAAUCCUUUACAUUAUCUCCGAAAUCAUUGCUGUUCCUUUACGAAUCGCACCACAAAAAAACGAAUACUCUAGUUUGGAUGGAAAUCUGGAAAGUGGCCUGUCAGGACAGGGGUAAGUUUGCCAACUGGAUGCUUGUUGUCUGAAAUUCCUAACACAGUGUUAGUCUCAAGUUAAAGCUUCUUUCAGAUUUUGAACUUUAACUUGACUAAGUAAACUGUUAAUACAAGAUAGUUAUUAAACUAUCGGUUAAGAAGAUCUAAAGAUGUACGUCUAACCGUAUAAAUUACUUAAUAAACUACAGCUGUAAGAAUGUUUUGAACUGCAAUUUGACUCCUAUAUAAGAAGUACAAUUUGAAUGCUUUACAUAAUGUAUGAACAAUAUAGUACACAGCUUUUGUCUUGGCCGUAUAGUACCUGAGAAAGAUGACGAAAACUUAGGUGAUUCACCAUAAGGGCACCAGCUUCCCAAACUGUCGAAACAUCGACGUUUUUGUCACAUUUUAGGUAGUUAGGAGCAAAAUGAAGACGAAAUACCAUUUUUAUAGAGACUUGUAAGAAAAUAACCAGAAUUUAAGAGACUAGACUUGUGAAGAAUUUGCCCGAAUACUUCUUGAUUUCUUCAGUAUUUUCCCGAAUUACCUUGGUUUUACUGGUUUCUCAAAUUAGAUAAUUUGUUCUUCUAGAAUACAAAAUAUACGAAUUCGACGAGCAGCAAAUCCAAGUCCAGCUGGUUGUAAGAACGGAAAUCCUUUUGUUUUAGCAAACGUUCCUCAAUGUCAUGUCGCAAAUGCAAAAUACAAUGCAGAAAUGAAGUUAUGCUUAGUAGAACUUCUCCACGGUAAGAUGUCACUGGAUUUUGCUUUCAACUUAGUUAAUAUUAGUGUUCAAAUUAAUACCAUACAUGUAUUAUUGCAACCUGGGGAAUGUCUUAAUGAUACACUGGAUCAGCUAAUUUCGUAAGGCUUGUUUAAUUAAUAAAAGGAAUCAACAACGUUUGCGUGCAAUUUGGAGUGUAACUUGGAUUAAGCAUGCACAAGUGAUUGUGGAGUUUUUAAAGACGGUCCAAAUAGUCCGAGUACGAAGGACGUGUGGAAUUUGAAGUCUUUGAAAAACUCUCGAGACUUUACCUAUGCUCACUUGAAUGACUCAACAACUUAUGAUAUAAGCUUACAACUGUCAGAAGUCAAAACGUAAAUCAAAGUGUCGUUUAUUUGGGCGCAUACCACACUGUUACUUUCUUGGCACUGAAUUUGUUACUAUUUUGGCAUAAUGUGGAUAGUGCUGAGCUUGGAGUCAAAAUCAAAGAGAAAUAGAUUCGUGCCCGCCACAUGAUAUAUUAUCGUUUUCUUUGUAUAGGUAAUAGAGUGCAAUUGGGAAAAAACAUGGUUUUUAAGUUUUUGACUCAUAAGUGUACGUUUUUUCAAAUUGCACGAGAAACCAUACUAUUAGUUAUUAAUAAUACACAUAAAAAAAUUAACACCAGCCAUUUUUUUACAAAAAAAACGCCAGUCAAUUUUGUCACUCCUAAAAACUCCUAUAAAUGUGUUUUUCUAUUGUUUCUGCUGCAAAUUACUCUAUCUUAUUGGCUAUCUUUGUUAUUGUUUCAUAUUUUAAGCCAAUCAGAAAGCCUAAAUAGUCAAAGAAAUUUGCACUGUAUUUCGUUUUUUGCACUGUAUUUCAUUUUUUGGCACUGUAUUUCGAAAAAUUGCACUAACUAUAUAUUAGACAAUCAGAAUUGUGAAUGUUUUCCCUGUAUAUUAUUAACAAUGUAAUAGUGCGAAAUUCGAUACCACUUCUUGCCUUACAAAGAAAUAUGUAAAAUGUUCAUGUUUCGUGUAUGAAUAUAUUUCUCUUUCAUCUUGACCGCCAACACAACACUUAACCUUACAUUACGUCAAUUCAUGUUAUAUUAAAAUUUAAAUUUAGUGCAUAAAUAAAGAUAUAUAAAUGUUGCGGGUACCUUGAAUGAUCUAAGCAACGCCUUAAUCUAAAGGGGGUCUUUUUUAGUUAACGGACGUCUAUACUAGAGAGGGGCGUUUCACACGGAACAUUUUAGCCUCUUUGAACAACAUUUUCCAAUUAAUUGGCAGAGUGAACCAUUUAACUUCCAUAGCCCAUACACUCCAUUACAUUAUCUAAUAGACGCCCCUGUAGGGAGUGAGCGUUUUUUUUUUAUAAGGCGCUUUAUAUCUAUUACAAAGUUCUUGUUUGACUUGAACGUUUAUUAGACAGAAGGCGUGUAGUAGAGAGUUUAUUAGACAAAAGGCGUUUACUGAAUCAUUUACGAUCUUUGGAAAAGAUUGCGGUGCCCAAACAAAGUUUAGCAUUGCUUCGUAUUCGCUGCGUGAGUUUGUUAAUGUGUUAGUUUCUUAUAUAAACUCGAAUGGUCAGUGUCAGCGUAGUUGUAAUGAUAAAAACACCAGAUAGCUGCGGAUUGAGAGGGUUUCAACAACCUGAAAAGUACAAGUAAAACUUCAACGUUUCAAGCAAGGGCCCUUCGAAGGGCUUCCGCACGAAACGUCGAAGUUUUUCUUGUUAGUCUUGGUAUUUAUUCAAAAAUAGCAUGUCUUUGCGCUUGUGAUGCACUUGUUCUGCGCAUGCUCCAUGGAACCGCACUGUUGUAAUACGUCUUGUUAAGGUAGAAAUCGCUGAUUUUUUAAUUAGGAAUGUGAAUAUUGAAAAACUUACAUUUUGUGUCCUUUUUGUAGUCCCAGGAAUGCCAGACGGAAGUAAAGGGUAUAACUACAUCGCGUUCAACCACUUUCUGUACAAAAUUUACAAUGCAACAAAUCGUGUAGACAUCGUGAAAUGUCCAACAACGUCUACGCCGAAACCAGCAACAACAAAUUCGGGAACACAACCACAAACAAAACCUGCUACAACAAGUGUACCUAAAACAACACAGCCAAAACCAACAACAGUCGUAAAGAAAACGGAGCUUGAUACAAAUACAUCAGGAAAUACGCCAUCAACGGCUGCAAAACAAGUUGUUGUUGCGUCAUCGUAAACGAACAGCUACGAAAUUUACAAAAGUUUGCUGCUGUAAAAGGAGUUUGCUGUCGAAUUCAACUGGAUGAAUGACGGAACUGCAUUGGCCUCAAUUGCGAGUUUAAAUAUACGAAUGCAAUCUCGAAACGCUGGGCCCAAAUUAAAAUUAAUUUUCUUUCGAGUUAGGAGAAAAUAUGACUGAUAUUAGAUAUUAUACUCGUAUAUAGACAAUCAAAUCAAGCCAUCUUAUAACAGGCAUAAACUCGCCAACUUAUAACAGGAAUUAAAUGAUAACUUAUUUUUGAUAUUAAAGUGACUUUGUAUUAUAUUUAAAUUUAUAUAUAUAUAUAUAUAUAUAUAUAUAUAUAUAUAUAUAUAUAUAUAUAUAUAUAUAUAUAUAUAUAUAUAUAUAUAUAUAAUUCAGUCAAGGUUUGAAUGUUUGCGUCUCUACUCUGAGUUUCACGCUUUACGCGAUCAUCA
Paramuricea clavata is the source of this 3576-nucleotide messenger RNA. Lineage: Eukaryota; Metazoa; Cnidaria; Anthozoa; Malacalcyonacea; Plexauridae. The record is from the annotation of a GenBank genome assembly.